Molecule: messenger RNA, 11730 nt
Organism: Drosophila teissieri
Lineage: Eukaryota; Metazoa; Arthropoda; Insecta; Diptera; Drosophilidae
Gene: htt
Exons: 29
Coding region: 74-10981 (3635 amino acids)
Cellular component (GO): cytoplasm
Source: RefSeq, a predicted model, not a curated record
UAACAAAAGAGCAAUGUUUUCCUGUGUUGUUUAUUUUUAAAAAGCGUUUUUAAGCGUUAUUUUGGACGCGAAAAUGGACAAAUCCAGGUCCAGUGCCUACGACAAGUUCGUUGGCUUCGUGGAACAACUGCGGAAUACGGAAUGCAGCCAAAAGCAGAAGAUCACCUGCUUCCAGCAGAUUGCCGAGUGCAUCAUGUCGCCCUCGCUGGCGGGGCACAUCAACUAUGCCGCCCACUGCGGCACGGCCACCAAUGUCCUGCUGCUGUUCUGCGAGGAUGUGGACUCCGUGGUCCGGAUGAGCGCCGAGGAGAACCUCAAUAAGAUCCUUAGGUCACUCGAGAAAACCCGCGUCAGUCGCAUUCUUAUGGAUCUGUAUGGUGAAAUUAAGCGGAAUGGUAACCAGAGAUCCCUGAGGAUUUGCCUGAACCUGUUCUCUUACUAUGCUCCACAAAUAAAGGAGAAACACAUCAAGUGGUAUGCCGUGAGAUUGCUCCAAUGCAUGACGACCAUCUCCCAGCGCAAGGAGACGUUGCUCCAGGAGACUCUCUGCGACUUCGUCAAGCACUUUAGCCGUCAUAUACAACAGGGUCUCAGCGACAGCGAAUCCUGCAAACUGUUCGAGACUUUUCUGGACCAUAUUAGCUCCGAUUGUGCUGUCAAGCGUCGUUGUUCGGCCCAAAAUUGCAUCAGUCUGAUUGAGAACGCGCGCAAUAGGAGUCUCAUGGCCAGACAUGGAGUCAACAAAGUGAUGGAGCUCCUGCUGACGGAUCAGCAAGCGAACAGCGUGCUGGGAGCCUUGGGGCUACUGCGCCUCCUGCUGCCACAGCUCAUACGCGGCUACCCCGGCGAUAGCCACGAGGAUUCCGAGUCCUUGGCCGGCAAGAGGCAGCAACAGCAGCAGACAACGACCUCCGACUGUCGGCAAAUUAUUGAAAUUUAUGAUUAUUGUUUGCACCUGCUGAGCACGCAGCACACUGCGAAUCACGCCAUCAUAAAUGCCACCCUGGAGGUCAUCAACGGCAUACUCCAGGCUGUGGACGCCGCAUCCGAUGGCCAAUGUAGCCAGAGUCUGGGGCAAAGUUUGCGCCAACUGUUGUGCAAUCAACAACUGCAGCACAAUGAGUAUUUGCGGCGAAGGAAAUCAUUAAAGAAUCAAAUAUUCCAAUUGAAAAAUUACGAAGUGGCGACAAGUCAACAGCAGCUCGAGGAUGAGGAUCAGGAUGUGGAUGAGCUGAUGGCUGGGGCCACUGCAAUGCAAAUGAAAAAGAAUUCAAAUGCAAAACUGCAGCAGGCGAAGUGUCGAGAGCAGCAGCAGCAGCAUCAGCAGCAACAGCAAGGCGAGGUUGACAACAGCUCGCUGGGAAUUAAUGCUGGGGAAGAUGCCACGACCGAGGCUUCAAGUUCCGUCGCUGAUGAAGGGGGAGAGCCGGAGUCAACGAAGCAGCGCUGCCACAUUAGGAAUGCCGCACGCAGCAUCAGCGAAUGCGUUGCCUCGGAUGAGGACAAGCAGGGGCAAGGACACCGGCAGCAGCGGGACGACGAUGAUGGCAUUGUGGCGGAGCAUGAUGAUGAUGAUGACGAUGACGACGACGACAUGGAGCUGCUGAGUGCCGAGUGUGAUGACUUUACAACCCUGUCGCAACUAAAUGAACAACAACAGGCGCUGUCAGCGGCAUUGAAAUUGCCCGCAACAACAGCAGCAACAGCAACAACAGCAGCAGGAGCAGCAACAUCGCAGGACGAUAUACUGAUUGAUGUUGAUGCCGAUGUCGGGGGGCUGCCUAAACCGCAGCAUCAGUCAUCUCUGCAGAAUCUGCUCGCCGGCAGCGAUGACAAAUCCCAGCAUUUGAGUGACAUCGACAAUGAAUCUUUCAACAGCAUCGAUUUCGAAGCCGAAAUCACAAUUGCCGGCAGCAAAGAGCAACAGCAGCAGCACCAGCAGCAGCAGCAGCAACAUCCAACAGCGGAUGAUACGGUGGAAUCCGGCGAUGCAACAGCAAUUGGCACAUUCUUCAACAAUCUGCUGUCGCAUUCCAAUGCAGCUUCGGAGUCGGUCAGUAAGCUCUUUCGUCAAUCAAGCGGCUCUAAGUCCACGCCCACCAAGUCCGCCUCCACUCCCGCUGCCGCUGCCGCCGACAAAUCGGAUGCAAUCUCGACCGCCUCGCUCACGCUCUCGCUCAGCUCCUUGGCCAGCAGCAAUCUGGAGCCGCCGGAACGGCAGCCCUCGAUUGCGGAGACGCCCACGCCUGUGGAGGACUCCUGCUCGAUAACCGCCUCCCACACAGCCUCCACAGCCCUCAUGAUGGAUGCUCCGGCCGUGGAAGUGGCAGCCUCUAAGCCCGAAACACCGCAGCUGCGUGGCACGCCCAACGCUAAUCCCUUUCUAGCGGAGAACUCGCCGCUCCGGCAGACAGUUGUCGGUCGUGCCCUGAUCACCGUGAAAAUUGGCAGCAUCCUGGAGCAGUCGUUGGUCUACUAUACCGCUCGCUUGGUGGCAGCUCGGUUUCUGCUCAGUGGACAGGCGGCGGGAUUGCAGCCCGAUAGCAUCAGCAGAGUGUCCAUCAAGAGCCUCUCCCUGGCCGUGAUUGCCCAAUGUGUGCGUUUGUCUCCGAGGAUUCUUCAACUCAGCCUGCAGAUUAGCGAGCAGGAACUGCAGCUGCUGGAGGAGGCCACCUCUCGUACUGGAAGUGGUGAUAGCACUCAAGUCUCGAGUCCCCAGAGCAGCGACAAUUCCCAGGUAGGCGGAGAGAAGCCAGCGCUGGAUAGUAGUCUGGUUGAGACUAGCCUGGAGGAGAACCUGCUUCUGCUGGACAUCAAAGAUGAUCACUUUGGGCCGAGCACCUGUCCUGCAUACUUACAGUCAGCAACGCCCACCCUAAGUCGCAGUGCAGACGCUUCAGUUCUUCUACUUGAAGGCACUACCUCAUCGUCAUCAGCCAAGAAAUCGGCAGAGAAACUCUCCAAGUCCGAGAUCGUGGGAAGUUCGUAUAGGCCCACAGUGGCAGUUGAGGAUGUGCCUCCAUUGAACAUGCCUCCACGUCCACCCAAGCGCACAAAGUCAACGCGCAGUCGUGCAGGAGCUUUCAGAACCACUUCAACCACUGAAAACUCUCCACCUCAGGAUCGUCAGAAGCUUUCGGAUGUGCUGCUCUUCCAUGACCACUGCGAUCCCAUCUUGCGAGGCGGCGUCCAGCAGGUCGUGGGUAACUUCCUGCAAUCCAGUGGGGCCGGUCUGCUUCUGGAUCUGCAACGUGGUCUUGGCCUGCAACACUUGCUGGCCAUUUUGCUGAAGGGCUUUGAGGACGAGAUCCACACAGUGGUUAUACAAGCGUUGAAUGCAUUCGAUAAGAUAUUUCCGCAUGUGGUGUCCAAAUAUUUGACAGAGCCGCCAUGUCAUUAUCAUGCUCAUCAGCAGCAGCAACAGAAGGAGCAGCAAAAGGAGCAGCAGCAGCAGCAGGAUGAGGAGCAGAACAACCAGAAGCUGGAGCAGGACCUGCAACGACAUUCAAGUGGACAACAAAAGCGCUCGGGCCAGGCGCAAACAUUUGGCCAACAAACUUUUGCAAAGGACCAGGAUAAUGCCUUAAGCAGUCAACAGCAGCAACAAAGGCGUCCUAACGAUGCCGGGACAUGUGCCAACUCCUCGGCCACUGAUAAUGAUGAGCUACUGGCUGCUCUUUUGAAUGAUUUCCAAUUGCAAUCGACUGGCAUGCGGCAGCAGCAGAAGAAUAAUAACACCGGCACUGGACCGUCGGGUAAUGAGCCCGAUCUCGAACCCAAUCCCAAUCCCAAUCCCCAUCCCCAUCCCAAUCCCGAUCCAGCAGUGGAGCCUUCCUGUGUGUUUGCCAUCUCACCGAAAUUGCUCUUGAGCAAACUACGGCUCUGCCAUCACAAUAAAUAUUGGCUGGUCCAGAAUAAAUACGCCGAAGUUAUUUCGAAUUUAAAUUACGUGCUGCUGCGGUCGUACUACGCAAAUUUUCGUUGUGCCAUCGACUACAAAAACAGCGGCGCCACGAGCCAGGACCAGGACUCCCAGUGGCCGCCGAGGGAUGCCGGCAGUGUCUGCCACGCUGGACGAGAUGCGGAGGGCGAGGACAUUGUCUGCACUUAUGAGGCGCAGUUUCUGGCUGAACUUUUACAUCUGCUCGGCGACGAUGAUGCGCGGGUGCGGGAACACGCCGCCUGCUGUCUUUGCCGUUUUAUAAUGCAAACGGCGCGCCAGGAUCCCUCGCAGGACCAAGGAGCAGCAGCAGCUGGAGGAGGAGGAAAAGAAGUCGAUAUCGAAGGCAAUGGCAACGUCAAUGUGGAAACUCAACAAACUAAUUUCAAUUUGCUGUGGGAUUUUUUCGACUAUCGCAUAUUUGGCAGCAUGUCCGUGACGUUGCGUAAUUUAUUCCGGGCCAGCUCGACGAUUGUGCCGCCUCUGGCUGAGCUGGAUGCAUUGGCCACCUUCAACUCAGCCCCAUCCCACCCCGAAACUGGCAGCACGUCCGGCUCCUCCACAUCGACAUCUGCCUCAGCCGGAGGAUCCGCAGCGGCAGUCUCCGCGGCGUCGGCCUACUUUGAGGCAAGUUACGGCAUCGGCAUCGCCGAGGGGCAUGUUUUUGCGCUGGCAUCCGCGUCCCAACGUCAAAUCGCGCAGGAGGAAAAAGUUUUGGCCAAAGUUUUGUAUCGCUUGACAAAUAAAUUGAUGACGCUGAAUGAUAAAAAUGUGCAGUUUGGCAUAAUUUACGCGCUGCGAGUCCUGCUGAGGUACUUCAAUUUCGUGGACUAUCAACAGGCCUGGCUGGAAUUCAAUUUCGUGGAAAUUUGCAUUAGCUAUGCCUACUACAACAAUGCAACAGCUGCGGACCUCGGCUGCCAGGCCGAUUUGAUUGAUGUGAUGGGCAAAUUAAUGGCAGGUGGCAUGCUGAGCUCAGGUGAGCCGAACACCGCCCAUCUGGACUUUCUGCUGCGUCACAGCGUCAAGAUGCUGAACAUCUACUAUCACCUGGUCACCAAUCAGCGCCCACCCACCACGGGAUCGCAGUCGGGGAGCAGCAGCUCCAGGCCGCCCAAGAGCGAGCUCUUUGCCCGCGAACAGCCAGCGGCAUCCCAUCAGGCACUGGGUUACUUUGCCGGCGAUUACGUUUACAUGAAACUUUACAACAUUUUAAGAGGUGCUAAUGACAGCUACAAGAUAACCAUAAAUCAGGAAGCCGGCAGCUUAUUAAUUUGUCUCCUGAAAACCUGCCUCAACGCAUUGAGCCUGUGCCUGGAGGGCAUGGCGAGUGCUUCGCCCCCGGAGCUGAAAUUAAUCGAAGAAAUACUCCACUAUUUGACCAGGCUCAUAAAUUAUGCGCCCGCCGAGUGCGUUGCAUGUCUGCGGCAACUGUUGAAAUAUUUAUUCGCCCAAAAUUAUGCCAGCCAAGUGCGGCUGCAGGCAUCGGCAUCGGCCAUCGGUGAAAAUGGCAGUGGAAUUGGCUACCAUGCCGCCUUCAUGCGUCCCUACUUUGCGGCCAAGGGCAGGGGUCACGGCGCCGGCACCACCACAUUGUUGCCAACAAUAAAUUCAAAACCAGCGGUGGCGGCAUCCCAGCGAGGGGCACCAGGCGACGCUCGCCAGCCAAUUGAUGCCGGCCCACUCCAGGACAUGGGCAUGCUCUUUGUGCACGGCCUGCAGCCACCCACUCCGCCGGCGGGCGACUCUGUCCGGCUUAUAAAGCUAUUCGAGCCACUGGUCAUAUACUGUCUGACGCUCUUCAUGAAAUCCAAUGCGCUGAUACAGGCGCCCAUUUUGCGAUUGCUUUCCCAACUGCUGGACUUGAAUGUGACCUACAGCAUACUGGACUCCAAGAACGUAAUAUUCGAUCAGGUACUCAGCAAUAUGGAUCUGAUUGAGGGCGGAAUAGACAGGAACGCCUUCAUCAUGGUGCCGCCCAUGCUGCGAUUCCUGGUGCAGCUGACGCACAAGAGCGACCGGCAGCUGAUCACGAUACCCAAGAUCAUCAGCAUCACCAACAAUCUGCUGGCCAACGGAUCGGUGCGCGAGGUGGCCCUGCUGGCCCUAAAGACCCUCAGCUACGAGCUCUUCUUUAUGCACAACCAGCUGGAGGAGGCGCUGGACAACGAGGGCCAUAACUCAGGGCGAGCCGCGUGCCAGAGUCCUUUGAGUGCCAUGCCCACACCGGAAACCAGAGAAGCCCUGCAGGCGCAGCGACGCGAACUGGACACCCAACGGGAAGUGGUGCUGGGCAUGCUGGAGAAGUUCAUCGAGGCACGGCCGAGUCAACAGGUCCUAGCACUGCUCCUGCUGUUCGAGCGGAGUGUGCAGCAACUGGACACGCCGCCGUAUCGCAAUGCCCAGGAUGCGGACGCCGUGUACGGAACGCUUUGUCGAGGUCUGUGCUCGCGCCAAUGGCGUCUGCACAACGUCGGGGAUCUGCGGCUCCUGGAGAGCUGUUUCCGCAACAAUGGCAACCAUGUGCUGGCGGACAGCAAGGGAUUCCUGCAGCUGCUGCAGCUUUUCAUCGAGCAGGGCGUUGGGAACUUUGGUGAUUUAGCUCUGGCCAUGGUUAUGCUGUCCAACGUAAUCCUUAAAACGGAGGAGAUUUAUCUAGUGAAUCACAUUAAACUUUAUUUGAAAAAUAAUCCAACGGCCGAGCGUCGUCUGCAGGCACUGAUGCCCAGCUCCCCAUCGGCAGCACCUCAUUGGCAGGACGAGGCACCAUCGACGUCUUCGGCGGCGGCAGCUGCCAGAGCGGCGGCCGCAUCCUUCUCCGCCAGCCGCUCCUCCAUCAGCGAAAUUAACUAUUUCGCCAAAGUUCUCAGCGAGAAGCUGCUCGCCUGCUUGGACGUCCUGCUGGGCCUGGGACCGAGCUCAUCCUGCCACGCCUACAGCUACAGCCAACUGGCCGGGCGCUUCGUGGAUGCACUGCUCAACGUCUGCUGUCGCUCGCGGCACAAGGAUGCACUUCAAUCAGUUUUCCGUUUGGUUUUGGCCGAGUCUGAAUUUCUCUGCAAAUACUAUAGCCUGCUGUUGAUGAGUGCCGCCGGCCAGGGAGGCGCCCACUCACUGGAUGCCGUGCUGCUGGCCUGCCUCAGGCUGGUGCUCGCCAUGCGGCUGGAGGAGCCGGUGGCCCUUUUGGAACAGGCCGCCCAGCUGCCGCUGAAGAGGAACUUGCAGCGGGCGUUGCUACGCGAAGUUUGUCGUGCCAGUGUGGGCUGCGAUUGGAGUGCGCAACAAGUGCGCCGCCUGUUCGAAGGCAGGUAUCUGAAUUUCCUAAUUGCUGACCACUUGGAAUUCAUUUGCGAGCUAUGCCAAGAGCGUCCCGAGUGCGGCUCAUUACUGCAGGUGGCCUUGUUCCGGAAUGCCCAUCGAUUGAGCAGGCAAUCCAUUCGCAUCGUCCUUCGGCUAUUGGGACGUCUUUGUGAGCCCGCUGAACGCGAAGCCUCCGGAGACGUUGGCAGCGAUGCGGAUCCCACCCUGCAGGCCCUGCAGCUCCUAAGUCGCCUGCACCAGCUCCACGAAGGAGAACGCUCGCUGCAGCUGCCCAUCGAGCGGAUGGCCCGGCGGCUGAGCGCCCAGAGUGGCCAGGCGGCCAGGAACGUCAUCUACGAGCGUCUGGUGGAGGGAGACCUGGCCGGCGGAGAGGACCAGGACGCCCUGCGCACCCUGCUACUGAAGGACUUGGAGUGCCGCCAGGACAAUGAGACUGCAACGCCGUCGCGCAUAAUUGAUGAGAGCUGGCUCUUUGCGCAGCUAAUCAAAUUCGCCACCCAGCAUGCGGAUGCCCCGCAGCAGCAGAAGCAACUAAUGCUGCUGCUCCUGGAGAUCCAGUCGGAGCCCAAGCUGCAGCGCCUGCUCCGAAGUCUGGGCAGCGAGCAGGAGGCGAGGCUGCUGCGCCACGCCAUCGCUGGUUCCCUGGCCGCCAUGAUGUCCGCCUUCCGGCAGAAGUGCAUCCAGCAUGCACCGCACAUCAACUACAUGCAACCACCGCCACUGGCGCGCGUAUCCUGCGCCCUGCUCAUGUCAAAGGUGGCUGCCACAGAGGCCACAGAGGCCACAACAUGCCGCAAUCCACCCACCGGGGAGCAGCUGGAUGUGGCGCGGGCGGUGGGCGCCCUGAUGGCCUGCAUUCGGAAUGCGGAGCAAACAGCACUCAUCUACAUCGAUGCCCGGCUGAUGGAGAAGUUCGUGGCCGAGCACCUGCUGCGCCGCGAGCAUCUGCCGCAAUUGCUGGCCUACCUGGGCUGGCUGGCCGGAGCGGCAAAACAGAUUUUGGCCAUGCCAACACGACAGGAGCCGGAACAAGACGCCCUGGGCGUGCUCUUGGCCACCGUGGAUGCACUUUUGCAGGAGCCCCGCGUCUGGCGGGAGCUUAAUGCCAGUUUGGAUCCCUCACUGCGAUGCGAACUGCUCGACCUGCUGGACUCGGUGGCUCGUUGCAUACUGCAGGACACCAUUUUCUAUCGCAGGCACCGCCGGGACAGAAACAAGGCCAAAGGACCGGCACCGCAGGCGAUUUUCCUGGCCAAAUUGAUUGAAACCCAAAUUGAAAUCGAGUCCCUGGACAGCGGCAGGGUCUUGGCAGGCGUCGAGGACGCCCGACUGCAGUUCGCAGGGCAGGAUCUGGCCCGAUUCCAAGUGGCAUUGUCGCUGGUGGCCUCCAUCGGCAUCUCGCUGCUGCGAACGCACCAGUUUUAUGCCUACGCGGUCACUCCCCACGAGCUCAUCCAGCAGCCGGGCGACCAGCAGCAGCUGCAGCAGCAGGAGCAACAGGCCGAUGGCAAGCUGCCCUCCAUUCCUGUGGACAGCCUGAGCGAUGUGGAUGUGCUGCGUCAAUUUGUCAAGAGGCUCUCCAUCUUCGGAUUCACCACCCGGCAGCAGUUCGAGGAGUACUUCAUGACCUGCCUGCUGCUGAUCAACAAGCUGUACGACGAGCACAUGGUCGAUCAGCAGGAGCAGUUCCAGAUCAAGCAGGUCUGCCUCCAGGCCAUCCUCGAACUUUUAAUGACGUACAAAACUUUUCCCAUUGUGGGCCUGGCCAACGGACAGUUCCAUCACACGACUCGCUGGCAGCGCAUCACUUGCGACAGCAUUAGUUUGAAGAAACUGCACAAGGUGCAGUUGCUGGUGGAGGCGUGCAACGUCUUCUAUCAGCCCAAUCUGGAGCGGCAGCUGGUCCACGACAAUGUGAUUGGCACACGCACCUUUGCGCCCAAUCAGUACGAUCUCAGUUUCAGCUGGGCCCAAAUGGAGGACCAGGCGGCGGCGGGUGCGGGAAUGGGUGUGGGAAUGGGAGUGGGCCUAUCUGGCGGGGAGCAGGCAGGCACGGCGGACAUUAAGCAGUCCUGCGAUGCGGAUGUGCCCGACAUGGCAAUGCGCAACUAUCGCCAUUUUACGCAGCUGUCGGGAAUUGACUUUCGCAGCAGCACGCAGCUGGUCUUUGACGUACUGCAGCAGAUGAUCGAGCUGAAUCACAUCCUGGUGCUGCCCAAUUUGGUAAAGUUCUGCGAGAUCUGCGAGAGCCGCGACCACAUCAAAUGGAUUAAGGAACGCUGCCUCAAGCUGCAGGAGCAGGUGGCCAUGGACGAUACCAUUUCGCAUCAGCACAUAAUCUACUUACUGUGCCGCAGCCAGGCCCUCCUGAUCCCCAGCCUGGGCGAGCUGCAGGCCCUGUGCUCCUUGAUUGGCAACGUCUACUUAAAGAGCACGCACAGCUUCAUACGCAUCGCCACGUUGCAGGGGCUGCUCUGCCUGCUGGAGUGCUGCAGCAAGACCAACACGACAAUGGGACGGCUCAGCGAGGAGCUGGCAUUGUUGCGAGCCCUAAUUGUGGGCUACAUCAAUCGUCAUGGCAUCAUUGAUGAGAGCCCCCUGCCGUUCAGCGUGGAGCACACGAAGCUGGUCUGGACGCUCAAUUACAGCCUGAUCGAGUGGACAUCGAAAUUCGUGCCGCAGUGUCAUCUGUUGUCAAAUACAAUAAUUGCGGCCAACAAUUUUCUGAAGACGACCGCCGACGAGGAGCUCUAUCUGUGCGUUCUGCAUGGCCUGGAGCGCAUGGUGGUCAAUAGUGGAGUGCCGCCUCCUGGCAUUCAGCCUAGUGGAAAGGACUCCGCCGCUGGAGAACCGAACCCUGGAGUCGGAGUCGGAGUCGGAGCAGCCGGAUCCGAGGCGGGAGUUGGCGUCGUGGUCACACCGCAGAUGCGACAUAAAAUUGAAAAACUUGCACUCGAAUUGCUGAAAAUGGAAAAUGAGAAAUUUUCGAUUCCGGCAUUGAAAUUGCUUUUGUCCUGCAUGUAUGUGGGAUCUGCUGCCCAGCUGGAGAACACGGAGCUGUCGAAUGGAAUUGUGCAGGAUGACCCGGAGAUAAUCGCCCAGCAAAACGAUAAAGUCGAUAUACUUUUGCAUUGUAUUAAAUCAUCGACUCGAGAUGCCGCCUGGAUUUAUGGACAAGUGCUGUGCCAAAUUAUUCGUGAUUUAGUGCCACCGAAUGAAAUAUUGACGAAGGUCAUAAAGGAGUUUCUGGCCAUAAAUCACCCGCACUGCGAUGUUAUUGCCAUGAUUGUAUAUCAGGUCUUUCGCUCCGCCAUCGACUCGUCGUACCUGCAGAUGCUCCAGGACUGGCUGAUCUGCACCCUGCCAACGUUCCUGGAGCAGCCGGAGCAGCAGGGUGUCUGGGGCCUCAGCGUCAUCUUUUUAUCCGCCUCCAUAAAUCUGCAUUUGAUUAAACUAUUUCCGCUGGUGCUCGGCAUCGGGGCAUCCAACUCUGCGGCAGCGGCAACAACGGCAACAGCAGCAACAACAGCAACAACUGGGGCAGAGGCAGCAGCUCCGGCGAUGGCCCGAAAAUUGGGUCAACACGAAAUUGCAUUGUUCGUGACAGCUGCACAAGAUUUCCAUGCGAAAUUGAGUGGCGAGCAGCGGCAGCGUUUCCGCGAGGCCUUCGGCAGCUUCGAGCGGAGUCAAGUCUACGGCCGGAUGUUGCAGCGCCUGUGAUAUGAUACGCAUAUACUAUGGCAUGCCACACCAUACGAUAUAGUCACGAGUGGAUGGUGGCUAGCUGGCAGGGAGACCCAACUAUUUAUCUUGCGUUUAAUUCCCAAUCGCAGCUGAAAAAAGGAAAGGAGUCGAGUUUGGCAGGCGGCUAAACUUGCUGCAAAGACAAGCGCAAGCGUGAAUAACUAAUUGCCCCAAGCUGCGGAGAAAGUUUAAGCGGAUGUCCCUCUUCCUUGCGCCUGCACUACUUCAUCAACUCGGAGGACCCUUGGCGACCCCAGCGAACGGAAAGUUUUUUAAUAGUUGGCGAAUACAAAAUUAAUUUAUGCUUUACAUUAUGUGUAACUAAUAUUUAAAUUAUUGCAAACGAAUGUCCGCCACCCCGGCGCCCGGCGCCCACUUCCUAAUCUGGUCGAAAGUUUAACGAGGCCAGCAGCGAGCGACCCGCAAUUAAUUCCUGCGGCUUUCGACAAGGACCCAGGACACGGAAAUUAUGUUCUUGCCAGUUUUCGGCCAAAGUUGAUCAUUUAUUUAUUAUGACGCUGCCGGUUUGCUGGGCAAGAAAUAGAAUCCCACUCCCAGGAACGCUACUGGGCAUUAGUAUGCGCCUUAGCCAAUUGCCGGCUAAUUCCCAAUCAAAGUUAAUUAAAAAUUCCAUUAUGCAAACACAACCCUACUCUUUGUAUUCCCACUGUAAUCAAAAUACUAACCAUAUUGUUUAAUAAAAUAAAAAUUGCUAUUAAAACGAG